This is a messenger RNA of Branchiostoma belcheri (Belcher's lancelet), 1006 nucleotides long. RefSeq names its product protein arginine N-methyltransferase 1-like. Gene Ontology annotation, cellular component: nucleus. The transcript is spliced from 4 exons. The record is from RefSeq and is a predicted model, not a curated record. Bases 25 to 471 code for a protein of 148 amino acids. NCBI's taxonomy places the organism in Eukaryota, Metazoa, Chordata, Leptocardii, Amphioxiformes, Branchiostomatidae. Gene Ontology annotation, biological process: peptidyl-arginine methylation. Gene Ontology annotation, molecular function: protein-arginine N-methyltransferase activity.
GCCAAUGAUGUGUAUGGGUUUAACAUGGCGUGUAUGCGACCGCUGGUAAUCCAGGAGCCCACAGUGGACGUGGUGUCGGCCAGGCACGUGGUUACCAACUCGUGCCUCCUGAAGGAGGUGGACAUCAACACGUGUAAGAUCGAGGAUCUGCAGUUCACCUCGCCGUUCUGUCUGCAGUGUCGGCGUAACGACUACGUCCAUGCCCUGGUCUGCUUCUUCAACGUGGAGUUCACCAAGUGCCACAAACGCACCGGCUUUUCCACAGCCCCAGAAGCCCACUACACCCACUGGAAGCAGACAGUGUUCUACAUGGAGGACUACCUCACUGUGAAGCGGGGGGAGGAGAUCUACGGAACCUUCAACAUGAGGCCCAACAAGAGGAACAACAGAGACUUGGACUUCAGCAUCGACGUGGAGUUUAAGGGGGAGCUGGGAGAACUGUCUGCCUCCACCAACUACAAGAUGCGAUAGAGACGUGCCCAACCCCCCCUGCAAUAUUUCUGAAUGGUCUAGCCCAGCAUCGUCGCAGGGGAUUCUGGGAUAUGCCAUCCAGAAAGCAAGGAUGUAAGGACACUUUGACCUUUUUGACGGGUUCAAUUGCAUGCUGGGAAAUGCAGGGCACUAUGGGUAGCAUAAGGGGGAAAUAUCAUUACCGUGACAUUAUAGGUUACACAGUAUACUUUUGCUACCCAUAAUACACUGCAUCUCCCAGCAUGCCUUGGGAUCCGUGAGAAGGUCUAGUAGGCAACCGCAAAAAAAAUGACAACACUUGAAUAAUGAGACUUCCCAAAAACUGGUGAAAAGUUUUUGACUUCUAGUCCAUUUUUAGCAGUUUGAAAAGAAAAUCAGCAAUUUCUCACCAAGACCUAACCCUCUAACAAGAACAAGUCGUUCACAUAUUAUUUUGAUGUUGGAGAGAAACAUUUGAAAAUGGACAAAAACUUCUCUGAGAUAUUAGAAUUUUACAACAGGAAGGAGCAUUUACACAAAAGAUGAGCAUCAAAAA